Bipolaris zeicola 26-R-13 is the source of this 762-nucleotide messenger RNA. RefSeq lists its product as uncharacterized. The coding region runs from base 1 to 762 and encodes 253 amino acids. Gene Ontology annotation, cellular component: mitochondrion. The transcript is spliced from 2 exons. NCBI's taxonomy places the organism in Eukaryota, Fungi, Ascomycota, Dothideomycetes, Pleosporales, Pleosporaceae. The record is from RefSeq and is a predicted model, not a curated record.
AUGAAGCCACGCGUCGCACGCAUCAAGCCUGACCAGCUGCUGUUCCGCCUCACUGCCAGAAGCCGCACAGUACAGCCAGCAUCAUCCUUCCUGCGCAACUUUUUCACCUCCACCUUACCCACGGCCCCCCUGCGCUCCGUCAAUGAGACCAUCGAGCGAAGCGCCCUCUCUCUUUUCCGCUACCAGCGCCCCGCCCUCGCCCGCCGCUUCCGCUCCCUUCGCUUCAAGAGUGACAGGCCCAACGCCCAGUCGCACAACCCCACACCCCACUUAGGUAGCCCAGAGCCAGCUCCUUCUGUAUCACAGCGGCUCAAGAAGCUUUCUCGCGAGUAUGGCUGGACCGCGCUUGCCGUAUACUUGGGCCUGUCCCUCCUCGACUUCCCCCUCUGCUUCUUAGCAGUGCGCCUGCUUGGAACCGAUAGAAUUGGCCACUAUGAGCAUGUGCUGAAGGAUGCGCUCUGGAGCGUGGUGCGCCUAGCUUUUCCCAACGCGGGUAGAAAGCCAGCCGAAGCAGGUGUAGAUGAAGGCGUUGCAGAAGCCACUGACAGAGACGGUUAUGUGGAAGCUGGAAGGGCUGCUGGACACAAUGGUGGCGCAAACGCUUCAAUCUGGACCCAACUUGGUCUAGCUUACCUUGUUCACAAGUCUCUAAUCUUCUUCCGCGUGCCACUGACUGCCGCCGUACUACCCAAGGUCGUAAAAACCCUGAGGAGCUGGGGAUAUAAUAUUGGCACGAGGAAGCCUAGAUCCCCACCCGCCUAA